AUGGACUUCUUAACAUCGAAGAAGAAAUCUUACAGAAAGGAAGACAUUAGAGACAAUGAAGAUAAUGGAACUUUACAUUCUGGAAGGUUAUUCCAGCAAUAUUCUGUAGAUGAAUUUAUAAAAGUGGAAACACAAAGAUUGGACUUUUUGUUAUUCAAUCAAGAUUUGUUUAGGCUUGAAGUAUUGGCAGGUCUUAGGGAUCUUCUAAGGCAAGGAGAAAGAGACACUUCAAAAAUUGGCAUAAAAACAUUCCUUCCUGCUAGCUUUACUGGAGUUCCAAGAGACAUGCGGCGUCGAUAUAUGGACGCUAUUGCAUUAGUGCAACACUUUAGUAAACCUGAUAUCUUCCUAACAAUGACAUGCAAUUCUUCAUGGCCAGAAAUAGAAGAUCUCUUACUACCUACUGAUGAAGUCCAAAACAGACCAGAUUUAGUAAGCCGUACAUUUAAAGCAAAGGUAGAAGAACUAAAGUCAGACAUCGUUAAAAAAGGUAUAUUUGGAAAAGUGGCAGCUUUUAAGUACACUAUAGAAUUCCAAAAACGAGGUCUCCCACAUGCUCAUUUCCUUAUCAUACUUUCUGAUGAAUACAAAUUAUUAACACCUGAAGCUUAUGAUAAAGUUAUUUGUGCUAAAAUACCAAACCCUGACACAAAUCAUUAUUUACAUUCAUUGGUUAUUAAGCAUAUGAUGCAUGGACCUUGCGGAAGUUUAAAUCCUAAAAGCCCAUGCAUGAUAAAGACAGGACACUGUAAAUUUAAAUAUCCCAAAAGUUAUGCCCCUGAAACAUGUAAAGGUAAGAAUUCUUACCCAAUUUACAGAAGGCAAGAUACCGGAAAUUUUUUCAAGGUUAGAACUCAAUAUCUCGACAAUUCAUGGGUUGUUCCUUACAAUCCAUAUCUAUUAAGCAAGUUCAAUUGUCACAUAAAUGUUGAAAUUUGCUCGGAUGUUAAAGUUGUCAAAUAUAUCUAUAAAUACAUUUGUAAGGGGCAUGAUAAAAUUGCUUUCCAUGUACAUAGUAAUGAUUCUGAUGUAGAAAUAGACGAAAUAAGAGACUAUCGAUCAGCUAGAUGGGUUUCACCACUAGAAGCUAUGUGGCGUUUGUUCGCCUUUCCUAUUAGUGAAAUGAAUCCAGCAGUCUACCAUCUUCAGCUUCAUCUUAAGGAACAACAAUAUGUUUCCUUUAAGACAACUGCAGCUCUAAACUCAGUCUUAAAUAAUCCUACAACUGCAAAAACAAUGUUAACGGAAUUCUUUUCAAUGAAUGCAACAAAUGCGGUUGCAAAUGAACUUAACUUACUAUACAAAGAAUUACCCCAAUACUUUGUCUGGUCAACAAGCGAUAGAAUGUGGACACGAAGAAUACAAGGCAAUAUUAUUGGUCGUAUUGUCACUUGUCAUCCAAAAGAAGGAGAAAGAUACUAUCUUCGACUAUUGUUGAUGAACAUAAGAGGACCAAAAUCCUACGAAGAUCUUAGAACUGUUAAUGGAAGAUGUUGUAGCACAUUCCGAGAAGCUGCUGGAAAAAGAGGCUUGAUAACUUGUGACAACAACUUAAUUGAAUGUAUGUCAGAAGCUACUAAUUACCAAAUGCUAUACAGUUUGACACGUUUAUUUGCAACACUAUUAGUUUAUUGUAACCCUGCUAAUCCGAAAGGAUUAUGA
Molecule: messenger RNA, 1662 nt
Organism: Lycium barbarum (goji berry)
Lineage: Eukaryota; Viridiplantae; Streptophyta; Magnoliopsida; Solanales; Solanaceae
Exons: 2
Coding region: 1-1662 (553 amino acids)
Source: RefSeq, a predicted model, not a curated record